GCCAAUUUAAAUGAACGAAUUACUGAGUUACCUGAUUGGGGAGUAAAAUAUUCAAAAUUACGAACAAAAGAAGGCUAUAUGCAUGGUUCUUCUAUGACAAUGGUAGCAGCUAAUACUCGGAAUAAUGCAUGUGUAAUGUACGAGUUAGAAGUCAAUACUGCUAAGUCAAAGGAUCCUGAGAGAUAUGAGCUACAGCAAUUUUUUGGACAAAAUGUAAAAAAUGCACGUAAAGGGCCAUAUGGAAUAUAUUGUUUUGAGGAAUUUGGUGACUACGAAUUUGUUGAUGUGUCAAUGAUACGAAGAUGUACAACAAAUAGACGCAGAAGAACGGAAGUCCUAGAAAGACAUCUUGGUUUACAAUUUGAUUAUUAUAAAGCUGUUAAUAAAUAUGACAAUAUAGCGAUUAGCAGAGUUAAGGGUGGAUUAGAUUUAGGUGUAAAAUCUUGUUAUUUAAGCCAUUAUUUAAUAUAUCAAUUAAUUAUUGAUAAUGAAUAUGAAAAUGCUUUGAUUUUAGAGGAUGAUAUAGACAUGGAACUUAACAUCACUAAUAUUUUAACUGACAUUUAUCCUCAUUUACCUAAUGAUUGGGAUGUAUUAUAUGUUGGGCAUUGUGGCGAAUCUAAAAUCGAAAUGACUGUUGCCAAUGUAUUUGGUUUUGAAUUGCGAAAAACGGGAAAUCCACUAUGUACGCAUGGUUAUGCUGUUUCUUCUUCGGGUGCUCGAAAACUGGUAAAAAAACUUAACAUAGAUAAUCCAACUGUUGGUAUUGAUUUUGAGUUGCUCAAACUUAUACAUUCAGGUAACAUCACUAGUUAUUCAAUUAAUCCACCAAUUAUCAUACAGUUUAAAACUUCUGAAGAUUUAUCAGAUAUUACUCCUGGCAAAUUUGCUAUGAGAUUACCUUUAUUUAACUCCACCUUAUUACAUCUUGGUUAUAAACGAGAUUAUUAG
Messenger RNA from Dentiscutata erythropus, 951 nucleotides. The record is from the annotation of a GenBank genome assembly. NCBI's taxonomy places the organism in Eukaryota, Fungi, Glomeromycota, Glomeromycetes, Diversisporales, Gigasporaceae.